Molecule: messenger RNA, 1719 nt
Organism: Saitoella complicata NRRL Y-17804
Lineage: Eukaryota; Fungi; Ascomycota; Saitoellomycetes; Saitoellales; Saitoellaceae
Exons: 1
Coding region: 1-1719 (572 amino acids)
Biological process (GO): transmembrane transport; nucleobase transport
Cellular component (GO): plasma membrane
Molecular function (GO): nucleobase transmembrane transporter activity
Source: RefSeq, a predicted model, not a curated record
AUGGUCACAAUCAAGCGCCCAACAUUCUCCAAACCCCACUUCACAACCCAGCCCAUCAAAGCUUGGUCCUCCCGCCUCCGCCAUGCCUUCACCUCCAAACAAGCCUUCCUAACCUACCUCCGCACCCCCGGCUCCCCCUCCUCCCACUCCUGGACAAACGAAGACCUCGAACCGUCUCCUCCCCACAUGAUCAACUGGCACUGGUACAACUUCUGUAUCUUCUGGUUCGGAAUGGGUUUCGGUGGGUGGACGCUUGGUGCGUCCGUCGUUGCGCUUGGCAUGAGUUGGUGGCAGAGUAUUUUGGCGGUGAUGUGUUCGGCGGUUAUUUCGGGGUUGAUGAUGGCCUUUAAUUCGAGGGCAGCGGCGACGUAUCAUAUUGGGUAUCCUGUUGUUGCCAGGAGUUCGUUCGGGAUGUAUGGACACUACUGGCCUGUCCUUGCCCGUGGGGUGUGCGCGAUGCUCUGGGUCGCAGUGAUCCUCUACCAAGGAGGAGCAUACGUCUCUACGGCUCUAACCUGUAUCGUCGGCCACUCCUGGCAAAACCUCCCCAACCAGUUCUCUCCCGGCGUGGGAACAACAAUACAGCGCUUCGUCGGCUACUUCCUCUUCUGGUGUAUCACCCUGCCAUUCUGCUCCCUCCGCCCCUACCAGCUCAAAUGGCUCUACAACUUCAAAGCCUGGGUCCUCCCCUUCAGCAUGAUCGGCCUCCUCAUCUUCUGCCUAAUCCAAUCCGGGGGCAAACUCGGCGACGUCUCCUCCUCCGCCGGCGCAACCCGUCCCCAUGGCUCUGCCCUCGCUUGGAUCUUCGUGUCGGCCGUUAACUCCUCCAUGGGCAAUUGGUCAACCUUCAUCGCGAACAUGCCAGAUUUCUCACGUUAUGCGACUUCGCCUCGCGCAACGAUGUGGACUCACAUCCUUUUCGUCCCGAUCCCCGCAACACUCGGUGGUCUCAUUGGUGUCAUCGGGACAUCCGCUCUCCAGCACGCUUGGGGCAAGACGAUCUGGAACCAGUGGGAUUUGUUGGACGCAAUCCUCGCAAACUCAUGGGACGGCAAAACCCGCCUGGCUGUCUUCCUCUUGUCGUUCGCAAUGGGCCUCUUCACCCUCGGUGCCCUCGUCGGAGCCAACCUCACGCCCUUCGGCUCCGACGUCACCGCCCUCUUCCCCCGGUACUUCAACAUCCCCCGCGGUAUGUUCUUCUGCUGUAUCGUCGGCCUUGCUUUGAACCCCUGGAAAAUUCUCGCAUCCGCAAAUGGCUUCCUGGCCUUCUUGGGAGGUUACGGAAUCUUCAUGGGGCCGACUGCGGCGAUCAUGAUUGGUGAUUACUGGAUCGUGAGAAAAGGAAACAUCGACCUCUCCCAACUUUACACCUCCGAGCCAGGGAGCAAGUAUAUGUACUACAAGGGCUUUAACCUCCACGCCGUGUUCGCCUACAUCUGUGGAAUGUCUCUCCCAUUCACUGGGUUCAUCGGGACAUUCGGGGUCACCGUUCCACAAGGCGCGGUCAAGUUGAAUAAGUUGGGAUGGUUGGUUAGUACCGCCGUUACCUUCGUCGUGUAUAUCACGAUUUGCAAGCUCAUCCCGUUGAAGAAUAUCGAUCCGAACAUGCAGUGGGAGGAGAUGGCUCAGGAGCAGUCCAUCAUUCUGGAAGGUGUUGAGGACGAGGAGAAGGCGAAGGAGUUCUCGAAGGAGCCGGCGGUGAAGGAGUUGAAGGAGUGA